This is a messenger RNA of Daldinia loculata, 1322 nucleotides long. RefSeq lists its product as uncharacterized. NCBI's taxonomy places the organism in Eukaryota, Fungi, Ascomycota, Sordariomycetes, Xylariales, Hypoxylaceae. The record is from RefSeq and is a predicted model, not a curated record. The coding region runs from base 583 to 1023 and encodes 146 amino acids. The transcript has 5 exons.
CAACAUUCAUAGAAUAGUAAGCACAUACAACACACUAUGUACACGCAGACUUCCAGUCGGAUCUUGGUAGCAUUUAUAUAUACCUACCUUAAGAGGUAUGUAUAGUAAAUAAACCACGAAACCUAUGAUUCGAUUCGAUUCGAUACAUAAAUGGUGCUACUCGAUACGACUUCUAGUGUCGUCUCAGGAUGGUUUCAGCAGCGCCAUCUGCGUAUCCGUCCACCUCCGACUCGAGCUUUGCGUGUUUCAACUCAUCAGCCGUGAGUGUUAUAUGUUAUAUAGGUUAGAUAGUUACGUGCUUUGCGAAGACGGUUCUUGAGAGGUUGGACUGUUUGAUAAUACAUACCUAUAUAUCUGUGUGGUGAAUGGUGUGUACGAUAGAUGCGAGUAACUAACUAACUACCUAACUAAAAGUAAUUUUAUCAAAGAGAUUUCGGCCUUGUUUCCGUGGUGGUAUUAUUAUUCUAUUUUAUUUUAUUUUAUUUUAUUUUAUUUUAUUAUCUUCUCCUAGUCGAUUAUUCCGAACGGCGCAAUUUUAUUAUACGAGAUUCGGAAAUAAGCGCACCGAGAGACGGCGAAGCCAUGAGGUGCCGAGGCGCCGUUACCCUGUCUCUGCUGGCGGGAUUCCUCGCCGGAGUGAUGGCCGGCGAUUUGAUCGAGGAGGUGCGACGGGAUUUCCAAAUAGGUUUAUUCGCGCGGCAAGCAAUAUCUGAUAUCCAGCAAUUUGACCCGAGUAGUCCUCUAGGAGGCAAGACUCCAGCGAAGAUAGAAUUCGACCAAAGCAAUACGGAGAAGCCUUUCAAAAUCACCAACAGCAGCAUAUCAGAAGGCGAGACGUUUAACGACUUCAGCACCGCAUCAAACCGCGUCUGCGACGACCUGAAGAACGACUGCGCCGACACUGCCAAUCAGAACGACAACAAGGCCUUCAGCGUGCAAGACUGCGACAAACAACGUGAUGAUUGCAUCACAGCAAAUAUACCUACUGAAGAGGACGACGCGUUUCUUUACUUCUGCGACUGAAUGGAGCGCUGCACUAGUUUGCUGUAGAAUAGUUUGCGGGUUUAGCCGUAUAGGGGCUCAAGUCCAUAUCAGCUUGAUAUCCAUCCAUAGGCUUCUCGGUACGCAAGGGGCAAGUCUCCAAGCUAGGAUUGGAGACAAAACAUACACUACCUACCAGCGUGUUCUGAUAGUCCGGUUAACUGCUACUUCGUAUAUCACGAGCAACCAAAGGGUUGGAGACUAGUUGAAGAAAGUAUAUUCGACAAGUCCCUAGCAAGGGCCAGCGCAAACAAAAUCAAAACCAAAAGGCACUCUUUAGU